AUCUCCUUUGAAUACCGCCCAGAUACAGACACACAAGACAAUGCCUGCCGAGAAGAUCACGACCAUCUCGCCCGCCACCAACAAGUCGGUGGUGGAGCGGACAGGUCCCACCGAUGAAGAAUUUGCCCAACUCCCGAAGACGGCUCAGCAGGCAUAUCUCAAGUACCGCAAGACUCCUCUGGCGGAGCGACAGAAGAUUGUCAAGAAAGCACUGCAGCUCCUCAACGACAAGCAAGAUGUGCUGGCCAAGGAGCUCACCGAGCAGAUGGGACGACCAAUCGCAUACACGGCAAAGGAAGUCACAACAGCAGUGGCGAGAGGCGAGUACUUGCUGAAGAUCAGCGAGGAGGCUCUGGCAGAUACGCCAGGUGAGGCAGAGAAGGGCUUCAAGCGGUAUAUCAGGAAGACGCCUGUUGGUCCUACGCUGGUGCUCUUUGCGUGGAAUUACCCAUACCUCAUCCUCGCCAACUCUCUCAUCCCAGCCCUCCUUGCCGGCAACAGCGUCAUCCUCAAACCAUCUCCUCAAACACCCACGAUCGUCGAGCAGGUCCGCGACAUCUUCAUCGAAGCCGGUCUAGACAAGGACGUCAUCCAAUACUUCCACUGCGGCGACUUCUCCAAGAUCCCUGCCCUCAUCCAAGCCCCAGAGAUUCAACUCGUCUGCUUCACCGGUUCCGUCGAAGGCGGUCUUGCCGUCCAACAAGCCGCCGCGAACCGCGUCGACUGCCGUGUCGGGCUCGAGCUCGGAGGAAAAGACCCAGCCUACGUUCGCCCCGACGUCGACCUCGCCUGGGCCGCGGACGAAAUCGUCGAUGGAUCCAUCUUCAACUCAGGCCAAUCCUGCUGUAGUCUGGAGCGAGUCUACGUGCACGCCGACGUCCAUGAUGCGUUCGUCGCCGAAGUGCAGAAAGUCCUCGCGAAAUACAAGCUCGGCGAUCCAUUCGAUCCAUCCACUCAAAUCGGACCCGUGAUCAGCAAAGCCGCAGCCCAACGCAUCAAGAAGCACAUCGACUCCGCCGUCUCCUCCGGCGCCACGAACGCCACUCCCGAAAAUGCUUCCUUCUCCAACCCACCAUCAGGAGGGAACUACAUCGCCCCAACCCUCCUCACCAACGUUACACAAUCCAUGCUCGUGAUGCGGGAGGAGACUUUCGGCCCAGUCAUCCCCAUCGUCAAGGUCUCCUCCGACGAAGAAGCAGUCAAGCUCAUGUCGGACAACGAAUUCGGCCUCACCGCUUCAAUCUGGUCAAAGGAUGUGGAGCGCGCGCACGAGCUGGCGCAAGAUGUGGAGGCGGGAACGGUGUUCGUCAAUCGAUGUGACUAUCCGGCGCCGGACUUGGCGUGGAUUGGGUGGAAGAAUAGUGGCAAGGGACAGACGCUGUCGAAGUUUGGGUUCGAUCAGUUUGUGAAGCUGAAGAGCUUUCAUUUGAAGGAUUAUCCGAAUUGA
Zymoseptoria tritici IPO323 is the source of this 1447-nucleotide messenger RNA. RefSeq lists its product as uncharacterized. The transcript has 2 exons. Bases 41 to 1447 code for a protein of 468 amino acids. Gene Ontology annotation, molecular function: aldehyde dehydrogenase (NAD+) activity. NCBI's taxonomy places the organism in Eukaryota, Fungi, Ascomycota, Dothideomycetes, Mycosphaerellales, Mycosphaerellaceae. The record is from RefSeq and is a predicted model, not a curated record.